GCAUUGUGAAAUGAAUAGUGGAACUUGAUUGAUGCAUUUCUACUGCGAGACAAUGGAUCAGAAGAAUGGUCUUGUGCUAGUAUAAAGAAGCGCUAUCAUUUCUGAGGAAGCAAGCCACUUUCUCCUAUCUAGAGUGAUGAUCUAGCCCUGAAACACAAAUCUGUGCACAAAAUUUCAAAAAAAGUUUUCAAGCUCAUCGAGUGCCUGCAGCAUUUUCACACUCUUCGAAAUCUUCAGAGAUUAAGGCACAGAUUAUCUUCAGCAGUCUAUCACCAUCCGACAAAAUGGGUCGUAUUCGACAUUCUUCAUUCGCUCUGCUAGUUUUCGUUGCAGUUGCUCUAACUCUGCAGUCCGUGCAGGCCUCUGAUCCAGAACUCACGAAGGAUUUCCAGGUCCCAGCAGGAAUCAAUGCAGCCGAUAUCGAUGGAACGUUCUUCACCAGCGAGGCCUUGAGGAACGUCAUGCCCAACGUGGCUUCACCGUUUGCAACUGUCACCACAGCUAAUCUGGUUGCUCCAGCAAAAGCUCCAUUUCUCGCAGUCGAUGGACUCGGUGUUUCCAUGGCUUUGCUUCAGUUUCCACCUGGCACCGUGAACCCGCCCCACACUCACCCUCGUGGAACGGAACUUUUGUUCAUUAUCGAAGGCACUCUGGACGUGGGUUUGGUCGAUACCACGAACAAACUUUUCACCAACACGCUGUACAAGGGCGACAUCUUCGCUUUCCCCAAAGGCCUCGUUCAUUUCCAGAUCAACAACGACAAGUACAAGACCGUGACGGCACUUGGUGGAUUCAGCAGCUCCAACGCAGGGCUUGUCCGUCUGCCGAAUACUCUGUUCAAUACAUCCGCGCCAAUCUCUGAUAAGCUGCUCGAGGUUUCUUUUGGCAUAUCUGGUGAUGUAGUCAAGGCACUGAGAGCUCAAUUCGCCUGAAUUAGUUUUUGGAAAUUUCGAGGCAACUCGAUCUUAGCAAGCAACAUUCAGAUUAGAGACAG
Molecule: messenger RNA, 994 nt
Organism: Marchantia polymorpha subsp. ruderalis
Lineage: Eukaryota; Viridiplantae; Streptophyta; Marchantiopsida; Marchantiales; Marchantiaceae
Source: the annotation of a GenBank genome assembly